This is a messenger RNA of Rotaria sp. Silwood1, 957 nucleotides long. The record is from the annotation of a GenBank genome assembly. Lineage: Eukaryota; Metazoa; Rotifera; Eurotatoria; Philodinida; Philodinidae.
AUGAGUAUUCAACAUAAUGUUAUUGGCCCAUUAUCAGCUCAAGGUGUAUCUAAUCCAUAUGGAGCAUUAAAAAAUUUUGAAAUUAUUAAAAAACUUGGUUCUGGACAUUUUUCUGUUGUUUUUUCUGCUCGAAAUCGUUUCAAUAAUGCUUAUGUUGCUUUGAAAAAAGUUGAAUUGAGUCAAAUGGCUGAUGCUAAAGCUAUUGAUGAUUGUAAACGUGAAAUAAGUUUACUUCAACAACUUAAUCAUCCAAAUGUAAUUAAAUACAUAUCUCAUUUUGUCGAAGAAAAUGAUUUAUAUAUUGUUUUGGAAUUAGCUAGUGCAGGUGAUUUAGCUCAAAUGAUAAAACAUUUUAUUAAAACAAAUAAAAGAAUGACUGAAAAAACAAUAUGGAAAUUUUUUCGACAAAUUUGUAGUGGUCUUGAACAUAUGCAUUCAAAAAGAAUUAUGCAUCGAGAUAUUAAACCGGCAAAUAUUUUUGUAAGUGCUGAAGGUAUUGUUCGAUUAGGUGAUCUUGGAUUAGGACGUUUUUUUGGUUCAAAAACAACUUCAGCUCAUUCUAUGGUUGGUACACCAUAUUAUAUGUCUCCAGAACGUAUUCACGAACAUGAUCUUGGCUAUGAUUUUCGAUCUGAUAUCUGGUCACUUGGUUCACUUCGUUCUCCAUUUUGGGGUGAAAAUUUGAAUCUCGUAUUAUUACGUAAAAAAAUUUUAACACUUGAUUAUGCACCAUUACCAGCAAAUAUAUUUUCACAUGAACUUCGUCAUCUUGUUGCAAGAUGUCUUGUAUUAGAUCCUGAACAACGGCCAGAUAUAACUGAAGUUAAUCAUAUAGCUCAAGUAAUGUACGCAAGAUUUGUUGAACAAGCAAAUGCAGCUAAUGUUACUCCAACACCAACGCCAACAUCACGUGAUGAUUCAGCUUGUGGAAGUGUUACACCUGUUAAUAAUCGAUAA